Malassezia pachydermatis is the source of this 627-nucleotide messenger RNA. RefSeq lists its product as hypothetical. Bases 1 to 627 code for a protein of 208 amino acids. Gene Ontology annotation, biological process: 'de novo' protein folding. Gene Ontology annotation, cellular component: endoplasmic reticulum; endoplasmic reticulum membrane. The record is from RefSeq and is a predicted model, not a curated record. The transcript has 2 exons. Lineage: Eukaryota; Fungi; Basidiomycota; Malasseziomycetes; Malasseziales; Malasseziaceae.
AUGCGUACGCACGCUGUGUUGUAUGCCCUUGUGCUGGCUUUAUUGUUUACACUUUCGUAUGCUCAGACAUACCCGAAUAACAAUGUAACGAGUUUGGAGGGCACAUGGAGCAGUGGUUCUGGCGCCGUUCUCACUGGCCAGGACCAGAAUGGCAACGCCUUUUUCAACCCUAUGCGUCGUCAAUUCACUGUGCCACCUACGGCUGGUUACUCGUACAGCUUCACGGAUGAUGGCUUCUUUGAGAUGUCUAGUCUGACGUAUGCGACAGAUCCUGGUCAUCCAUCGUGUUUUAACGCUACUUUGAUAUGGCAGCAUGGCACCUACAAUAUUACAGAGGGUCGUAUGACCAUGAUUCCUUUCGAUGGUGAUGGUGCUGUGCAAUCGAUGGGCCAGUGCGAAAACCCACCGAGCCGUCUUGAUUACUACUCGGAGAUGCAGAGUAUGCGCAAUUGGACGACAUUUAUCGAAACCGAUGUGGUGUUUUUCCCUGGGAUUGACUCCGUGUACGGUCUUCAGAUGUACUUGGAGAAUGGUGUGCCACUCCCGAAAAUGUACCUGCAAUAUCGCCCGCCUCGCAUGAUGCCAACGAGAUCCAUAUUUAAGAAGGUCAUUGGUGCACCAUCGUAA